Polyodon spathula (Mississippi paddlefish) is the source of this 1491-nucleotide messenger RNA. Its product is annotated as heterogeneous nuclear ribonucleoprotein A0-like. The transcript has a single exon. Gene Ontology annotation, molecular function: RNA binding. NCBI's taxonomy places the organism in Eukaryota, Metazoa, Chordata, Actinopteri, Acipenseriformes, Polyodontidae. The coding region runs from base 71 to 997 and encodes 308 amino acids. The record is from RefSeq and is a predicted model, not a curated record.
GGAUUGCUCAGCCGUACCAGCGCAGAGAAGAAGUUCAAGAACGUUAAUCUUGUGAUCCUAGAAAAACAAAAUGGAGAACCAGCUUUGCAAGCUCUUUGUCGGCGGCCUGAACGUCCAGACCACAGAUGACGGCCUUCGCCAGCAUUUCGAGCAGUAUGGGGAGCUGACCGACUGCGUUGUUGUCCAAAACCAGCAGCUCCAGCGCUCCCGUUGCUUCGGGUUUGUCACCUACUCGACUGCGGAGGAGGCUGAUGCAGCAAUGGCGGGCAGGCCUCAUACUGUAGACGGCAACAACGUGGAGCUGAAGAGAGCCGUGGCCCGGGAGGACGCCGGCAAACCCGAGGCCCUCGCCAAGGUGAAGAAAAUCUUCAUCGGCGGCCUGAAAGAGGACGUGGAGGACGAACACCUAGCAAACUACUUCUCCCAGUUCGGUGCGCUGGAGAAAGCCGAAGUGAUCACCGACAAGGAGACUGGCAAGAAGCGCGGCUUCGGCUUUGUCUACUUUGAAGACAACGACUCUGCAGACAAGGCCGUGGUGCUCAAGUACCACACUAUCAACGGGCACAAAGUGGAGGUGAAGAAAGCCCUCUCCAAGCAGGAGAUGCAGGCCAGCGGCGGCAGAGGAGGCCGAGGCAGAGGAGGGCGCGGAAGAGGACAAAAUGGCUACGGCGGUGGCAGAGGAGGUGGCGGCUACAACAGCUAUGGCGGCGGCUACGGGGGCAAUGAUGGCGGCUAUGGCGGUGGCUACGGGAGCGGUGGCGGCUAUGGGAGCAGCGGCGGAUACGGGGGCAGUGGCGGCUACGGAGGAGGAUAUGGAGACCAAAUGGGCGGCUACGGCAACGGAAACGGCUACAGUGACUUUGGCAGCAACUACGGCCAGCAGUCCUCUGGCUACGGAGCGAUGAAAGGGGGUAACUACUCCUCCGGCAGAAGCAGCGCACCUUACUCCAGAGGUGGCGGCAGCUACGGCAGAGGGGGCUAUGGAGGCUCCUACUAAGGCGAGGCCUGCGUCGCUCCCGCUGUGUGGCUACACAAAGAGCGGCUCCAUCGCAUAGCCAGAAUCAAAGCCCACGGUCCUAUACUGGAUUCCCCACAAACAGAACUCGAUACACUUCUUUAAAUGUCUGGCCGAAUUCUGGAAUGGGAUUGACGGGCACACUGUGAACACCCAGUCCUAGCCCUGAGGAAAAGGAGACCUCACAAUCCCAGGCUGGUCCUAACAGGUAGGGAAACCCUUGCCAGAAAUCCGACUACUUAAAAUGGCCACAGUGUUUAGCAGCAGUACAAGAAGCUACAAAGCUAUAGAAGCAGAUGCCGUCGCCUUUCCUAAUUCGCUAGACCAUUUCCUCGUCCAGGGUUAAGAUCUGAUUGCCUGGAUUUAUAUUAUUUUUUUGUGGGGGGGGGGCAUUAAUUUGAGUUUAUUGUAAUCGUCCCUGACCGUAAUUAACCUUUUUUCUGUAUAUCUAUAAUAAAAAUUAACCUUUAUGGAGA